UCAAGGUGAAGCAAAGAUCCAAGAGCUUUUCUGCAAGAGAGAGGGUUGGGAUGAUUACGAUUCAUGAACGCAUUCAAGGAAGAGAACAUGCUAGGAAAAGUACAUGCUGUUUUUUUCAGUAUUCUCAUGAACCUCCCCGGCCGCUACCUUGAGACUCUGAGUAUAGCCUGUGUUUGCUUCAUUGGAUACUCAUGGCGGAGCAAGAAUUCGAGAAGGGGAACGAGCACUACGUGAAGGAGAACUGGGAUGAAGCUCUUAAACAUUUCUCCAGGGCUGCGGAGCUGGACCCUUCCAAGGCUGAAUAUCUUGUCCACAAGGCCGCGGCAUUGUGCAAGAAAGGGUUGUUCGAUCAGGCUGUGGAGGCCUGCGAUCGAGGCAUCGAGGUUGAGCCUCAGAACUCGAAGUCAUACCUAAGGAAGGGCAUGACUCUGGUGUCCAAGGGAGACCUUGAAGCGGCAAAACGGGUGCUGUUGCAAGGACAGGGGGUGGACCCUAGCAACAGGAGCUUUGCAACCUGGUUGAAGAAGUGCGACGCCAGCUCAAGCGAUCAGAGCGGCAUGGUGGAAGUCAACUCGGAAAUCGGGAAGCACGACACUACUCUGACCCGCAUGUUGGAGCAGCACAACAAUCAGGCGUACGCCAUGCUAGACACGACGAUUGAGUUCGUCGCUCGCAAGACCACCUUGUCGGGGAUGGACCCGUCGACUACUUCCUCCCUGCUCAACGAGCUCUGCAGGAAGUACUGGAGGGAAGGAGACCGCGUUUCCAGGGAAGAAGGGACGAGAGGAGGGCAUGCGAGCGCAGAAGCGAUGCGAGCUCUUCCUGUCAUUGUCUCGAGCUCAGCAAAAGUCGCGCUUGAGAAUGCCCGCAAGCUUAGGGAACAAGAGCUUGCGGCUGGAGAGGGAGGAGCUGGAGGGAUAAAACCAGGAACGCAAUGCAAGAACAACGGAUGUACCAACGUGUACGAGAACGAGAGCAGCCUUGAGCAGAAGUGCCGGUACCACCCCGGGGCCCCAGUCUUCCAUGAAGGCUACAAGUACUGGUCCUGCUGCAAGAAGAAGAAGACGACUGAGUUCUCAGAGUUCCUCUCGUUCGCGGGCUGCACGGAGGGCACAUGCGUGUUCCAGGACGAUCCAACGAAGAAGAAAAAAGCCUUGUGCCGCUACGAUUUCUUCCAGCAGGGAGGGAACGUCACUCUGUCGAUCUACGCAAAGAAGGUGGAUCCUGACAGCUGCUCGUUCAAUCUGUCGCCGACCCGGCUUACUCUCUCCAUCCUCUUUGACGUUGUCAACAACUUCUCGCUGGACGUGGAACUGUUCGGGAGGGUUGAUCCGGACGCUUGCAAGGUCUCUAUUCUCGCUCCCAAGGUUGAGAUCACCCUCAAGAAGGCGGAUGGUACCAACUGGACCGAGCUAGGGAACUUGCUCAGUUGUGGAGACGAUGAGGAUGAAUGA
Guillardia theta CCMP2712 is the source of this 1454-nucleotide messenger RNA. RefSeq lists its product as hypothetical. NCBI's taxonomy places the organism in Eukaryota, Cryptophyceae, Pyrenomonadales, Geminigeraceae. The coding region runs from base 192 to 1454 and encodes 420 amino acids. The record is from RefSeq and is a predicted model, not a curated record. Gene Ontology annotation, molecular function: protein binding. The transcript is spliced from 17 exons.